Molecule: messenger RNA, 1548 nt
Organism: Effrenium voratum
Lineage: Eukaryota; Dinophyceae; Suessiales; Symbiodiniaceae
Source: the annotation of a GenBank genome assembly
AUGGCUGGGCCCUGCCCGGAGGAUGCGACCAUCCACAGCUGCGGCGAGUGGUGCAAGGCCGUGCACCCCGGCUCGCGCGCCACCAUGGGAGGCAGUCCUUGCGCCAGGCUGUCGAGUCAGGACCUGCAGAGAGGCAUGGGCCCAGCUUGCACUUGUUACGACAGCAGCUACGAGCGGGAGCUUCAGAGCUGCAGGUCCCAGUGCCCGGAGGCGGCGGAGGCCAUGCAGCCCUUCACAGGAGAGGAGGAGCUUUGCUUCGGCAGCGUGGGCCAAGACACCUGCAGGGCGGACCAGCUCACCUCUAAGUCUGAGAGGUUCUUGCUCUACGACGUGAAGCCCGGGGAAGGCUUCAACUUGCAGCGGGAGGUCUUUCCGCGCGUGGCCUGGGUGGUCGCACAAGUCAACACCGCCCUGCAGAAGCUCUGCGCCGGUUCCGGCGGCGCUUCCUCCACUUCCUCCGGCUGCGGCAGGUGGUCCUUGGUGCUGCCGCCCUGGUGCAGGUUGGCGCACUGGCGGUCCUCCAGCGAGGAGCACGUGCCCUGGGCCCGGUUCUUCGAUGCGGAGAAGCUGAAAAGCGGAAACGUCACAGUGCUGGAGUUCCACGAGUUUGUGCAGAAAGCUGGUGGGCCGCUGGUGGAUCUGGUGGUGAGCACUUCCACCGAGAGGCUGCCCGCGGGCAAGAUGAGGAGCAAGCCACGGAAGUCCGGAGGAUUCUACGGUUUCGCGCGCACGGCGGAGAGCUGCUUUAAGCCGAACGGCUUGAAGCCCCCGCGGCAAGAGUGGCUCCCCGAGGAGCAGCGAUGGCGCGUGACCUAUUCGGGCAACUGCGCGGAGGGCGUGGCGGCCAUCGACCACCGCUGCGCCGUGCUGGCGGACUCCUCUAGCCGCGACUGGGUGGAUUUGGUGCUGGUUUCCAUGCGCGAGGGGGUUCGAUCAGUGCUGCUGAAAGCCGCCGACUCGGUGGGGCCGCCCGCCAAGGAGGAGAUGGACGCUUUGGGCCUCCGGGCAGCGAUGGUCUUCGCAAGGCCGCUGCGGGACCUUGGGGAGAGGUACAUGCGCGAGGUCCUGCGGGGCCGGCCCUUCCUCGCGGUGCAUAUCCGCCGCACCGACUUCCUCUACGCGCGGGAGAAGACCACCCCAAAGCCUGAGGAGAUCGGAAACCAGCUGGAGCUGGCCAUGGCUGACUUCAAGGUGGACCAGGUCUAUGUGGCCACAGACGCGGUGUCAGAGGUUCGGGAGGCCUUGAAGGAGCUUCGAGGAAAGGUGCUCUUCCUGGAGGACAUGCCAGAGGUAGCUUCCGAAGCCGGUUUGCUGGAGGGCGAGGUAGCCGCUAUUGAGAUGUGGAUCGCAGCAAGGGCCGCAGCAUUUCUGGGCACUCAGGAGAGCCGGUUCACCAUGCACAUCCAGCAGGAGCGCGCCUGGCUGGGCCAGAGCUUUGCGUCCUCCAACCGGGAGCUCUGCAAGGCUAUGGCGCGGGGCAGGUGCUACUCGCCCUACUUCAAGGCUGGAGGCACCGCUGCCGAGAACCGCCGCGAGUACUGGCCGUGA